This is a messenger RNA of Porites evermanni, 1500 nucleotides long. The record is from the annotation of a GenBank genome assembly. Lineage: Eukaryota; Metazoa; Cnidaria; Anthozoa; Scleractinia; Poritidae.
AUGUUUAAAAAGACUCUUUGGAAAAGAUGGUAUAAAAUAUUUAUUACGAGAUCGAGAAAUCUGGGACUAAUUUUCGUUUACAAUGGAAAUCUUUGCAAGUAAGUUGCUUCUGGCUUAUUUGGAAACUCACAUCAAAAUAAUAUAGUCGGUAGCUAGUACCCAUGAACUUAACUGUCUUCUUGUGCUUUCCUUUUGCAUAACAACUCCUAUUGUUAUAUUCCUAGACUUUCACUCAACUAAACAGGGACUGCCAUUGGUUGAUUCUUGGUCACGUGGCCUUGACUAAAAUCAAAUGUAUCCCGAUCGUGAUACAUUAAACAAUGUAUCCCGCUCGGGAUACAUUGCAGCACGUGAUCAAAGCAUGGUGGAAAGUGGUGUGACAGAAGGCGGGAAAACAAAACUAACUGUUUCCCUCGGGAUCUUACAUUAAGUGUAUAAUAAUAUGAUUUUAUUGUAUUUCAUUUUUUCAGAUACAACUUCCAGAAAGCUUUAGAUUCCUUUCUUUAUGGUAAACCACAGGGAACAAGACAAAUACCAUUUAUGGUCAGCUAUUUCAUAAUCUUGAUUUUCAAAUAACCUGUAUUUUUUUGGAAACCAUUGUUUUAAACAUGUUAUAUCAAUAUUUGAAAGUUACACUUCAGUGAUGACGAUGAUGACCAUGAUGAUGAUAAUAAUUGAAACUAAUUUACUUUAGCACCUGAGAAUACCCAGGAUUAAACUGCAUGUUGCAACACAAUUUGCAGAAAUUCACACUGCUUUUAGCUAAUAUCCUGCAAAAAGGUGCCUUCUGUCAUAGGUCAUUGACUUGAUGGAGAGCACACAGAGGACAAGAACCCCAGUAUCAACGUUUACCGUGUCUUAGUUUCGCUUUUUUGCCAAAUAGGCCUUUUGCAGUAGUUGAUCAUGUGAUCAACUUUUGGUAAACACGAAAACAGUUUAGUUUUGAAAAAUUUUUGUUAGGACAAGCUGAAAGAGCAUCUUAAAAUUAGGUAACCUGUAAAUUUUCAGCCGUAUAUCUCAAAAGUAGCGAUUGCUAUGGCCGCCGAAAAUUAGAAGGAUUUGUAUGAGGACAACAACUUUUGCCACCCAGUCACACUUGAAUCGUUUUCCGUACAAAUCCCUGUAAAUUUCAAAAUUUUCAAACUGUCUGAAAUAUUUCCUUAAGCAUUACGGGGCUCAAAUCUCCUUUUAACUCGUAACAGGCACUUUAAGCCCUUAAAUGCGCAAGGAAAAGAUUUAGUUUGAAAAUGCUGUUAAACUCAUCAACAACAGAUGAGGUUGAUUAUAGGUGCCCUAGAGAAUGGCGGUGCCAGGCAUUAUAAAUGUUUUAAAAUUUUUUUUGUUCUCUUUUUGCAGAUCACCAGACAGAUGAAAAAAUCACUUUCCACUUUAGGUUACACUGAGCAGGACGUUAAUCAAAUGUCGCCCAGUGAAGCUCAUGAUGUAGUUGAUCGUGGUGUAAAAAAGACUGCAAAAUUACAUCCAGGUUCCAAGGACUAG